Molecule: messenger RNA, 1884 nt
Organism: Arabis nemorensis
Lineage: Eukaryota; Viridiplantae; Streptophyta; Magnoliopsida; Brassicales; Brassicaceae
Source: the annotation of a GenBank genome assembly
AUGUAUACAUCUGAGGGAGUCCCUGAUUUUGCUGUUGACCAAGGCAUGUAUUACCCAGUUGAUGCCAGUUAUGGUUAUUAUUGUACAGGUUAUGAAACACCCGGUGAUUGGGAGAACCAUCAGAUGUUUUUUGGUGUAGAUGGUUCUCAAGUUCAAUAUUCGGGUGGGCAGAAUGAAAAUUCUCCCUAUAUAUGCUAUACGCCUAGUUAUGGAUAUGCACAGUCUCCUUACAAUCCAUUCAAUCCUUACAUACCUGGCGCUUCAAUAGGCGUUGUUGAUUCUCCUUACCAGAAUGUUGCAUUGUCACCUACGUUUGUUCCGUAUGCAAUUCACCCUGAUAUCAUCUCGAGUACCUCUACAAACUCUUUGGUAGAGAGUGGUUCAGGUCAUAGGGGUCGAUCUGACGGAAGAGGAUCCAGGCAGAGAAAUGCUUCAGCAACAGAUGGACUCCAAAGGAAUGCUCCAAAACUCCCUGCAUCGAAUUCUGUGAACAGAUCCUCUGAGAAGCCAAGGCCUUACACUGGACAGAACAAACAGCUAGGAACCGAAAGGAGUGUUUCGACAGGAUUUUCUACUCACCAGGGAAGAGCUACUACUUCUGUUGGCGCUCAAACCGUUGACGUUGUUUCUAGUAGCAGAAUAUCGUCUUUUGGACAAUUAGACAUUGCUCCACCUGAACGUAAUGGUUUUUCAUCCACUGCAACAAACAAUAAUAAUCUUCGGCCCAAGCUGUAUGGUGGGCAUGCAAAUAUAAGUCCAGAUACAGGCAGUGAACAAAAUCGAGGUCCAAGAUCGAAAGGAUCGAGAAAUCAGCUAAUUGUUAAAGCUUAUACGACAAAAGCUGGAAACGCUGAUGCCGAAGGAAAUAUUGUUAUCGAUCCUAAUCAGUAUAAUAAAGAAGAUCUCCGAAUCGAUUACAAGAAUGCCAAGUGUUUUGUGAUUAAAUCGUAUAGUGAAGAUGAUGUUCACAAGAGCAUCAAAUACAGUGUCUGGUCAUCAACUUUGCACGGGAACAAGAAAUUGCAGAGUGCAUAUGAAGAUUCUCAGAGAAUAGCCACAGAGAAGUCUUGUGAAUGCCCAAUAUUCUUAUUUUUUUCUGUCAAUGCGAGUGGUUUGUUCUGUGGCAUGGCUGAGAUGACCGGACCAGUUUCUUUCAACAAAGACAUGGAUUUUUGGCAGCAAGACAAAUGGAGCGGAAGCUUUCCUGUCAAAUGGCACAUCAUUAAAGAUAUUCCCAAUAGCUAUUUCAGGCACAUCAUUUUGCAGAACAAUGAGAAUAAGCCAGUCACCAACAGUCGAGACACACAAGAGAUAAUGCUGAAACAAGGUCUGGAGGUGCUAAAAAUAUUCAAAAAUCAUGCGGAAAGGACUUCGUUACUGGAUGAUUUUCUUUAUUACGAAAACCGACAGAGAGUCAUGCAGGAUGAGAGAACCAGGCUGCCGUACAGGACCUUUCUUAGCCCUUCACCAAUACCCAGACCAGAUUUCUCUGACAGAAACAAGAAAGUCUCCACGGACGCCUUCAAGAUACCUUCAGUAACCUCUGCACAAACCAAAGAGGUUGCUCCAAAGUCAGAGGGGAACGAGGAAACCACCGUAAAGGAAGGUGCUGAAGAAGAUACUACUUCCAUUCAGAAGAAGAUCACCUCUCUCACCAUUAGCCCGACUGGUAUAGACUCCGACUCAACCACUGGUUCUCACCUUAACCAGUGUCAAGCUAAACCGACCCCCUCUGGCUCUGACCAGAAAACAGAGCCUUCUGAAGUGGCCGAUCCUUCUCUGUCUGAUGACAAUGAAAUUGUCAAAGUAGGAUCAGUGCCGAUAAAAGUUACAGCGUCUCCUGCAAUCGUAACCUUUGGCACUAUUCCUCUGGACCCCAAAUGA